UUGUAGCUGGCAUCUCUGCCGUAGACACACGCACUAGCUGCUCUGGGAUGUUUUCGAGCGCUAUAUUUGCUGGCAUGAGAUCUUCUCCAGGGAUCGUGGCCCGUGUCUUGCGCGAAAAAGCCUCUCGUGGCCCGCCUGCCCGGGCUUCCCGCAGCACGUCGUUCCGUCGCUCUGCGGCAUCAACUUGGGUUGCAGCAGCACCGGCAGCCGACCAGACAGGGCAACGGGAGGUGGCCUCUGCCCAGGGAUUGUUGCGGGCAGCAGCAGCGGUGCCCCGACAUGGUCGGAAACACGGAGAAGACGGCGGCGAUAACGUGUUCCGAGUGUGGGGGGGCUUGCUCGCGGCGGCGGCCACGGUGGCUGCGCAAGGGGCCGAUGGGGCCGACACCAAGCAGGCCGCCUCCGCUGCUGCUUCUGGGGGGACGAUGAGACAACAAUCACGACGAAAUCGAGCACCCGUCGGAGAGCUGCCGGUCGGACGGCAUGCGGUGGCGGAUGCCGUGGAGAGCGCCUCGCCGUGGGUGGUAAACAUCGUCUCGGGAUCGGGAAUGUCCGCGGAAGAGGCUGGCGGUGCGAUGAAGUGGGACUCAGACGGCGUGCGCAACAUGGGGUCAGGCUUCGUCAUCUCCGGGGACGGUCUGGUGGUGACCAACGCCCACGUGGUGGAGAGGUUCGCGGACGGGGCGGUGGUCAUCACCCUCGACGGCGGGCAGAAACUGAAGGGAAAAGUGCAAGCGAUGGACCGGAGGUUCGAUCUAGCCCUGCUGAAGGUCGAUGUGCCCCCCGGUCACGAGCUGCCCGUGGCCAAGAUAGGCCGCUCGGUGACGCUGAGGGCCGGGGAGUUCGUGGUGGCCAUGGGGAGUCCGCAGGGCUUGUCGAAGUCGUGCACCCUGGGGAUCGUGAGCGCUACCACGCGGCGCAGGAGCGAGCUCGUGGCUGAUGCGAGAACAGAGACGAUCAUGAGCGAUUCCACGGACUUCAUCCAGACGGACGCGGCGAUCGCCUCGGGCAACUCGGGUGGCCCUCUCAUCGACCUGGAUGGGAGAGUAAUCGGCAUCAACACCCUCAAGCUCAGCGGUACGGACGGAGUCGGGUUCGCCAUCCCGAUCGACACAGCAUGGCAGGUUAUCGAGGAUCUGCGCACACAGGGGCGGGUGGACCGGCCACAGCUGGGCAUGCGCCUCGUCACCACGGACAACCAGAAGGGAAAAUCGAGUGGAGUCAUGAUCUUGAGCGUGACGCCGGGGGGAGCGGCGGACCGGGCCGGCUUGCGAUUCGGCGACCUCAUCACUGAGUUCGAUGGGAAGGCGGUGACAACCACCACCGAGGUGCUGCAGCUCAUCGGCCACCAGGUCGGGCGGGCGAUCCCGAUGACCGUCGUAGCGGCGAUACCGCCGGUGGCGGACCCCGGUCACCCCCCGGAGGAGAGCGAGACGCCGCCGCCGCCACCGCGCCGCGUGACGGUGGUGACGGAGUCGGACCUGCCGCGGUCGCCGCCGGCCGCCGCCAACGGUUCGGGCUCCGCCGCCGCCGGUUCGGGUGCCGGUGCCGGUGCCGGUUCCGGUUCCGGUUCCGCCGCCGCCCCUUCUUCGAGUUCUUCUUGUUCGCCGAGCCUGCCGCUGCACCGCGAACGACGCUGACCGCGGCUUAGCAGCAGCGGCGCGGCGGCUGUUUUUGUUUGGACGGUGUGUGUGUGUCGUGUGUCCACGUGUUUUCGCUCGCUUUGGUCGAGAGAUGGGCUUGGCCGGGGGAGAGAAGGGGGGAGUACGGCUGUACGUGCAAUGGGUUGUUGAUGUAGCCGUCGAGGGGAGAAGGUGUGCUUUACGGGUCUGAAACACCCUGUCUGUCGGGU
This is a messenger RNA of Ectocarpus siliculosus, 1852 nucleotides long. NCBI's taxonomy places the organism in Eukaryota, Phaeophyceae, Ectocarpales, Ectocarpaceae. The record is from the annotation of a GenBank genome assembly.